AUGGCAGUGGAUGGUGUGACAGUGGAGCCAGUUCCGUUACAUGUAGCAUUGAAAAAAUUUCUUUCAUGGCUUGAAUCGUUUGACAAUAUUUACAUUAUUGCCCAUAAUGGAAGGCGAUUUGACUUUAUAGUAUUGACAGCAGCAUAUAAAGUUUGUGGAUUGCUACCAAAUUUCUUGUCGGCUAUUACAGGGUUAGUAGAUUCUUUACCUGUGUUCAAACAUGUGUAUCCAAAUAGAACUUCAUACAAACAAGAGGAUCCAGCCCGUGAUCUUUUGUGCAAGGGCUACAAUGCACAUAAUGCAGAAGCUGACGUAAAAUGUUUAUCGGAGCUUGUGUCCCUGAUGGUGUCAACGCAAAAUGAUUGUAUGAUUGUAAAAAGUUUUCCUCCGAUUGAUAUUAAAUUCAAUAUGGACUGUCAUAAAGAAAAAAAGAAAAAUUUUCCAACUCUCAAAGUACUUAUUGCAGCUGGGGUGAUGAAGAAUGCAACUGCUGACAAUAUUGCAAGUUCCGGUCUGAACUUUGAACACUUAAAAACAAUAUUCAGGAGAAAAGGAGAAGAUGGACUGUUAAAUGUUUUUACUGCAAAAAAUAGUGAAGGCCAACCUCGAGUAACCAACGCAAAGAGGACUCUAGAGUCUGUGGUGCCUAAACUUGCAGCUUACUUUGAAAAAAAUUGUUAA
This is a messenger RNA of Ruditapes philippinarum (Manila clam), 681 nucleotides long. RefSeq lists its product as uncharacterized. Gene Ontology annotation, cellular component: cytoplasm. Gene Ontology annotation, molecular function: 3'-5'-DNA exonuclease activity; nucleic acid binding. The transcript has a single exon. Gene Ontology annotation, biological process: DNA catabolic process. The coding region runs from base 1 to 681 and encodes 226 amino acids. The record is from RefSeq and is a predicted model, not a curated record. NCBI's taxonomy places the organism in Eukaryota, Metazoa, Mollusca, Bivalvia, Venerida, Veneridae.